Messenger RNA from Anneissia japonica, 1082 nucleotides. Its product is annotated as leucine-rich repeat-containing protein 15-like. Gene Ontology annotation, molecular function: protein binding. The coding region runs from base 50 to 1042 and encodes 330 amino acids. The record is from RefSeq and is a predicted model, not a curated record. The transcript has 11 exons. Gene Ontology annotation, cellular component: extracellular matrix. Lineage: Eukaryota; Metazoa; Echinodermata; Crinoidea; Comatulida; Comatulidae.
AACAGUUAGCAAGGUUGUUUCCUUGUUGUAGUUCUCCUGGAAAACCGAAAUGACUGCAUUACUUUGGACAGCUAUCCUGAUCCUACAAUUUGUCUUCGAGGUGACAACUUCCCAGUCGGCAUGCGGAAACGAUAGUUCGGUCGCAGUUUGUAGCUGCCGGACGAAUGUUGACUGGACUUUGACUGUUACUUGUAAGGGACUUGGACUUCGCUCUUUACCUGACGGAAUUCCUGUGAAUACUUCGUACCUAACCAUGGUAAAAUGUGGUAUUGAGGAGAUUCAACCAAACACAUUUACAAUGUUAAGCAGUCUAUCGCUUCUCGAUUUUAAUUACAACAAUAUUGACACAAUCGAGGAGGACAUGCUUUCUCUGAACGGUUCCACGCCUUGUAUGAUAUAUUUAACAGUAGGUGCAACUGAAAUAGCAACGGGAAGUUCCAGAAAUCUUGGAAACAGCUCGUCUUUAUAUUUAUCGGAUAACUCGAUUACAACCAUUCCUUCGAGAGUGUUUCAGUCACAUUCGUUAAAUAAUGUACAAUUGGCAUCUAAUAAAUUGCAGCAUAUACACCCUGAAGCAUUUGCUGAGGUGGGAAGUGUACUAUGUGUGACAUUAAAUAAAAACCGACUAACAAAAAUUCCACUUGCUGUUUAUAGACUGAAGAUAGAACUGUCUUUAACCAUGAGUGUGAACUAUAUUGAUUUCAGAUCUCACCCAAAUAGAAGCGUCCUUGCUCACUCACCAAAGAGAUUACUUUUGGCAAAAAAUAGCAUUCGGUAUAUUUCCAAAAAAUAUUUCUGUGGGUUGAAAUCUCUGAAAGAGCUAUUUAUUUAUCUUAAUGAGAUAUCAUAUAUAGAAGAUGGAUCUUUCAGUGGAACCAGCCUCCAGGUUAUCUAUAUCUACGGAAAUAGAUUGACAAAAAUUACAAGUGAGAUGUUCAACGUACAUAUCGGAUCACUUACAUAUCUUUAUAUAUUUAAUAAUCCAAUUGAAGAUAUGGAACAUGGAUCAUUGUCCCAUCUGGCACCAAAUUCAACAGUGUAAGCAUCGAUCAGCAUACACUUUUUAAGUAGGCCUGUAUAUU